Messenger RNA from Neoarius graeffei (lesser salmon catfish), 888 nucleotides. It is a transcript of the gene morn3, whose product is annotated as MORN repeat containing 3. The transcript is spliced from 5 exons. Lineage: Eukaryota; Metazoa; Chordata; Actinopteri; Siluriformes; Ariidae. The record is from RefSeq and is a predicted model, not a curated record. Bases 153 to 872 code for a protein of 239 amino acids.
UUUGUUUGUACAGCACUUCCGCCUUUAAGCGUCAGAGUUGUUGCUAUGGUUACACGGAGUUUCACAAACAACUUAACCGGCUAUAUUUCACUCCAUCAGUUUAACACUGCAAGUUUUUCUUCAGUUUAAAAAGCCCUUGAUUAGGUGGAUUCAUGCCUCUCCUGAAGAAACCCCGGAAAACUGAGUCACUUGUAAAAGUUCUGGAUAAAAAGGCUCAGAAGAAUGGGCUCCACCGGACCAUCUACAGCACGAACGGAGACCAAUACACCGGAGAGUGGAGGGAUAACAUGAGACACGGAGAGGGAACACAGGUGUGGAAGAGAGCCGGAGCUUUGUAUAAAGGCGAAUGGAAGCAGAAUGUGCGUGAAGGCUACGGGAUACUCAGCAAACUGCAGCCAUCAACUAAUGAAAACGUAAAGGUUUAUUCAGGCACAUGGAGAAAUGAUAAGAAAGAGGGGUUUGGGACACGUUUCUACAGCUUGUCAGCACGAUAUGAGGGGGAAUGGGUGGAGAAUGAGAGGAGUGGCUGGGGGAGGAUGAAUUAUGAGAACGGAGAUGUGUAUGAAGGCGAGUGGCUGAAGGAUAAACCCCACGGUCAGGGUGUGCUGUGGCUCGUGAAUGAGACGAGAUAUGAGGGCAGCUGGAAGGACGGGAAGAAACAUGGAUACGGACGCUUUUUCUACACUGACAGGGGUCAGCUAUACGAGGGCUUCUGGGUUGAUGAUGUGCCGAGGUGCGGGACAGUGUGUGAUUACGACAGGAAGCAUGCACACACACCACCGCGAUACCCCAUCCCCCCGGUGAUGUUGCAGGAUGUUCAGUCGGUACUGAUGGAGGGACACAGCCGUUUCUGGGGCAGCAAAGAGGAUUAAAAAAAAAUAAAUCAAC